Molecule: messenger RNA, 11750 nt
Organism: Podarcis lilfordi (Lilford's wall lizard)
Lineage: Eukaryota; Metazoa; Chordata; Lepidosauria; Squamata; Lacertidae
Source: the annotation of a GenBank genome assembly
GUUCCUUUUCCUCCAAGUAAGAGUAGCUUUCCUCUUUGUUCUUCGCAUUUGGCAGAGGAGUAUUUAUUUACUGGAGAGUCACAAAAUUGUGUCGAACUUUCACGUUCUCCAGAACUCUUCAUCGGUCAAGAUGAUACAAAAAGCAGGCAUUGGUGAGACGAGGAAUUUUUAAUUUUUAAAAAAUAUAUAGAAUAGGUUGGAUGUUGUAACCUUGAGGUCAGCUGGUAGGGUAACUACAGGGGGAAAUGGUAUUACUUUGUGGUGGAGAAACUAUGUAGGUUUUGCUUUAUGCACACAUAUGACGUUGUUAUAAAGACAGCUGACCGUUUCUUUGGGUUGUAUUCAAAGUAGUGCUAAGGGGAGGGUUCCAUCAGCACGACUGCAUAAUUCAACUUUUCCGUCUCUCCUUUUCUCCUCCACACCCCCUAAAACUGUUCUGGGACACCCCCCCCCCUCUGAAACUAAUAUGGGGAUGGGGGGAGCAUGAUUGGGGGGACAAGUGCCCUUUCACAAUUGGAACUCAUUCUGCUUGUGCAAUAAUUUAGAUGAAUACCACCCAUUGUGUGGUUUCUUUUAUGUAUGAUUUUAUUUUUCUCGUCUUUUGGGGACAACUGAAGACUGUAGUGUAGGCCUUCGUUUGCAUUUUGUUAAGUGCUAUGAUCAGGCUGAUAAAUGAUGAGUUGGUUGGUUGGUUGACUGAGUUAUUAUCUAAAGAAUUUCAUAUCAUGUAUGUGCAAAGAAGACACUAUCAUUUGGCUUUACCAAAUGGACCAUCCCUAUUUCUUCCAGAGGUGCAUAACAUCCAAAUUGGCAAGAGCUCGGGUGUUGUGGCGGAAAACCUAGGAAAGGCUACAAACAGUUAUCAAGUUUGCUAAUUCUGUCUUGAAAGUACUAAACAGGCCUAGGAUUACAAGAAGAAUGUGGUAUAGUAAUAUGGAUUUAAGACAAUAAGAAAAGAGUUGAAUAGAAAAGAGUUGGUGGUUCCCUCAUUGCGAGAAGUGAGGUUACAGGGAACCAGACAGAGGGCCUUAUCGGUAGUGGCGCCUGCCCUGUGGAACACCCUCCCUUCAGAUGUGAAGGAAAUAAGCAGCUAUCUUCUUUUUAAAAGAUAUCUGAAGGCAGCCCUGUUUAGGGAAGUUUUUAAUAUUUAAUGCAGUAUUGUUUUUAACACUUGAUUGGAAGCCGCCCAGAGUGGCUGGGGAAACUCAGCCAGAUGGGCGGGGUAUAAAUAAAUUAUUAUUAUUAUUAUUAUUAUUAUUAUUAUUAUUAUUAUUUAGUAAACUGAAGGAACUAAUUAUAUAGAAAGAUGUUUGGGAGAACUGUUAAAAGGUGAUAUAACAAAAUUCAGUUAGGGGGGAUUUGAGGAAGUCACUUAACAAUGGAAUUUAAAAUGAAUAUGAGAAGGAAUAUGUCUUUUUGUUUUUAUUUAUUUUUUCUUUCUUACUAUUGUAAUGUGUUUUGUUUUGUGUGUUUUAUAUGUUAUAUUUGUUAUAAAUGUGGAAAAUCAAUAAAAACAUUUGGGAAAAAAGUUUGCUAAUUCUGAGAGCUCCAGCAAGGAACAGCAACUUGCUGGUGACCAGUCUGCUUUCUCUCUUUUAGGAAAAAAAAUAGUAAUCAAUGGCAUCACUUGCCAGGCUGGUCAUUUUGUCCAUUCAGCCUGACAGUGAUGAGAACGCAGUGUUAGCAUUCCAAUCACGAAGAGAAAGCUAUAAAAGUCACAGCCUCCAAGCUGAAGUAGUGCUUUAGAAAAAAAACCCCACUUUGUGCGUCUCAGUACAACACAGUACGUCAAUGGAGACAAAAAGCUUGCCUAUUUUAGCCUUCUGUGUUUUUUAUGGUACCCAUUGAAUGAAGUGCAUGCAGCAGGGAAAUGUGAACAUGAAUAAACCAAGGUAUCUGUGUCAGCUUUACUUCCUUGGAAUAAGCAAAGGGGUGUUUCUGGGGUCUAGUAACUAGACUCUAGUUCCUACUGAGGAAUCUUUUUUCCUCUUCCUCCCCUUUACCACCGCUUCCAACUCUCUCCUAUGCUCUCUGCUUUCUCACUUUCUCCUGAAGCUGAUUCCUCUGGGCUCAUUGGGCUGGAGUAAGAAUAGGCUACAAAUAAGUUGGUAAGGAAAGUUCACAAGUAAUUUGGGGGUGUGGUGUGCAGAAUGGGUGCAGGAUAAACUGGAGCCAAGGAAGCCUAUUUUAAAAGUAUAUAUGUAACAUUUCCAGUAAUGUGAAAGACUUUGCUCAGCAGCAAACCACACAUUAUGCCAACUCAAAUAUUGAGUUGCCAGUGACCACAUUUGGGAUUUUGAGAAAGUGCCGUUGGUGCCUGCUACAAAAUGGCUCCUGUAGAGUGUAUGGAGUAACACAAAAUGGCUGCCCCAUCAGUGGGGGGAAAAGGCUCCUGUAUCAGCUACCGCCACACUUUCUCACAUAGAAAAGCACUUUGCCCCUCUCCUCUGUUCAGUACAGAAGGGAAGGUGGGUGCCCAAUCUGUGGGAUAGCCAUCCUCAUAUAACCAACACGCUGAAGUAUAAUUAAUGCAUGAAGGGGUUAAUACCAGUUGUCCUGCCCGGCUUAGCUCACCUUGGGAAGAAGGUAACCAUGCCUUUGCUCCCUUCAGUCUACCUGAUGAACUCAGCGUGUGAAGAGGCUAAGCUGGUUGCUCCAGCUCAGCCGCAUGGCUCUCACAAGCCAUUCUUGUGUUCCUAUACCAAUAACUUAGGAACUUUCACACUUUGGAACUAAACCAGGCAUAGGCAACCUCGGCCCUCCAGGUGUUUUUGGCCUACAACUCCCAUGAUCCCUAGCUAACAGGACCAGUGGUCAGGGAUGAUGGGAAUUGUAGUCUCAAAACAUCUGGAGGACUGAUGUUGCCUAUGCCUGAACUUACUGCCUGUGCCACCUUUCUGACUGAUGUAAGAAAAGGCACAUGAACCUGGUCUUUGAAGAGUUUGUAAGUAAACCUAAUUUUAACUUACUAAACAUGGGGUCUUUUCCUGUGCUGGGGCAAGAGAGAAGCUUUGGGAUGCACAAGGGCACAUUUUAAAGGUCUAUACUUCCCCACUUUACUUUGCUGUGGAUUUUUGAGGGGAUAUUUACUGAAACUUUUUUGAGAGUGGUACAGGAGGCACUGUAUGUGACAAAGUCUCUUUGGGGGACAGUGCCAGGAAGGAGAGGUUUAAGCAGUUCCUUCUUUGACGCAACCUGUCCUCUUCUGAGAGAGGGGAGCUUUGCAGCUACUUUAGACAGUUGCUGAGCAAUACGUGGCUUCGCCCUUCAUGUGUGCCUGGGUAUGCAAUUAACAAGGCUGCUGUGUCUAAAUAUUGAGUCGCAAAUGUUCACCCUUUUGUUCCUGAAGUACAAAAGAAAAUGUUCUGAAGGUAAGAAAUGGAGAAGACGGGGCUGAUCUGCAUUAUUGACUCGGUCAUCUUCAGAAAGCAGCAUUGUGACUCCCAGUCUUUGAAGGGAGAUGAUGGCUCAUCAAUUAGGCAAACUCGCCGUGUUGGGUGAUGGCUUCCUUAAAGCACACACUCCACAACCUGAGAAUGAUUCUCUUCUUAAGUUAGGGAAGUGGAACAUAGCCAGUUGCUGCCCCACUGCUAAGGGUGAGCUGUGAGCAGUUGUCACAGGUGGGCUGAGAAAGAGGGAUGUGGAAUACAUCAAUGGCAGGACAUCUGCUUUGUCUGCCGAAGGUUCCAGAUUCAGCAUUUGGCAUCUCUGGGAAGAACUGGGAGUAUCUCCUGCCUGGCAUCUAGCCUCUCAGCCUACCCUACCUUUCAGGGUUGUUGUGAGAAUGAAAUGGGGAGGGGGAGAAUCAUGUACACCAGUGUUCCCCAACCUUGGGCCUCCAGCUGUUUUUGGACUACAAUUCCCAUCAUCCUUGACCACUGGUCUUGCUAGCGAGGGAUGAUGGGAGUUGUAGUCCAAAAACAGCUGGAGGCCCAAGGUUGGGGAACACUGAUGUACACCACCUCAAGUUCCUUGGAAGAUAUAAGUGUAACCCUAAAGAAAAUAUAAAUAUUUGUUUUAACAAGCUGCUCUGAACCAGGAGCUUUGGCUGAAAGGUAGCUAAUACAUUUCUUGAACAAAUAAACUAUGUAAAAAAAAUAAAUCCACACUACUGGGAGCGAUGGACAGCAUUCUUGCUCUGAAAAGAUCAAUUGAGCAGAAGGAUAACUCAUCCUCUAGAAUCUUGCUUCCCCUUUCUGGGCGGCGGUGGCUGAGGACGUUGCCAAAGUUGACUGUUCCUUGCUAAUAAAGUGCUCCCAACACGUACUUUGUCAACACCACUUCCAGCUAGCCUCUUGAUCUGCUUUUAAAACAGCACUACUAGAAUGCAUGUCCCUGUAUUUAAAUGUUGCUCAUUGAUGCAGCUGACGUGUCCUCAUCCAUUUCCCCUCUUCCCCUCCCCACGACCAGAUCUAUAAAGAGUCUAGCUAUGGUUGGCUUGGAGCAUUGGUCACCUGUUGAGCAGCCCCUGAGGAAGCAGGUAAGUGGGAUGCUCUCGCUUUGCCCAUUCCUCUUCUCUGGGUUCCUGGGAGGGAGACAAAAAGCAGCAGAAAGGCUUCUGUCCUUUGAGACGGACUGAAUAGAAAGAAAGAAGUCUAAACCAUGUUAUUUGUUGUGGGCAGGUAUGAAGGCAGCCAAGUUAGACUGUUUAUUCUUAUUUUCCUCCUUUCCCCCUUUUUGUGGUGAUCUCCCUUUCCUGCAAGUUUACCUGUAUAAACAAAGAUCUGCUUCCCAGUUAUUUGAUUUUGUGAGUGUAUAUUAUUUUUAUAGCCCAAGCAGCUCUAAGGUUUAUGUGCUGUGCAGUACCAUGCAUCUCACUGCAAGCAGUGAACUUUAUUUGCUAAGUGUGUUUAGGAUAACAGCCUUAUUCAUAAUUUUACCCCACCUGUUCGAUCUUAACAAAGCUCUUCAGGCAGCUAGUUCAAUGGUGUUUACUUUUGAGUAAGUAUGUAUAGGAUCCCACCCCUAAAAUGUGAUCCCUCCUCACUGAUUGGCUUAUUCCUAAAUUCCACUGAUAAGGAAUAAGCCACAGCGGGUAGCUCUGUGGUCUAAACCACUGAGCCUCGGGGGCUUGCCGAUUGGGAGGUUGGUGGUUCGAAGCCCCGCAAAGGGGUGAGCUCCCGUUGCUCUGUCCCAGCUCCUGCGAACCUAGCAGUUCGAAAGCAUGCCAGUGCAAGUAGAUAAAUAGGUACCACUGCGGCAGGAAGGUAAACAGCGUUUCCGUGCUCUCUGGUUUCUGUCACAGUGUCCUGUUGCACCAGAAGCAGUUUAGUCCUGCUGGUCACAUGACCCGAAAAGCUGUCUGCGGACAAACAUUGUCUCCUUUGACCUGAAAGCAAGAUGAGCGCUGCAACCCCUUAGUCGCCUUUGGCUGGACUUAACCAGGGGUCCUUUACCUUACCCACAUUGGAAAUAGAAAGGUGGUUUUUGCACACUUGGUUUUCUGUGGCAUUUGUCUGUGCCUCAUGGUAAUCAUGUGCAGCAGUAGAUUCCCACCCCCCUUAAAAGUUAAGGCCUGAUAUCCAAAACAAGUCUUGCUCACUGUUCACCCAGCAGGCUUAAAAAGUCAUCUACUAAAGGUCCUCACAGCUGACAGAGUAAAAUGCACAGCACAGUUUGCUGAAAAUAAUCAGGUGUAAAUCUUGUAGCCAGAAAGUCUGAUCUUGUGAUAGCGCCCUGUUCUCUUAGUGGCAAUAGUUCCAGCGAAUUCACCACCUCAAGUAAGUGGGAAGGGAUUGAGAAGUGCAAGCAUAUCUAUUCCACUGGCUAAUCGAUGAGUGUGGAGGAUUGUCCUUCUGAUGUCCUUCAGUAACUGGAAUCCUGUGCACACUUACUAAGGAGUAAACACCACUGGUUGCAGCGAGGAAUUACUUCCGAGUAAACAUGCACGGGAUUGUGGGGUAAGGGACUGAGGGGAUGCUUGCAUGCACAGUCCUGAAGUUAGUGCAUAUUGUAGAGGGAUGAGGUGUCAGAACCCCCAAAUGUUCCUAUUUUCCAAGUAUAGCCCCAGAAAUACAGACGCUGUCCUGGUUUCUGAUUUGAUCCCAUAAUGUCCUGCUUUUCCUUAGGACGUCCCUAAUUUCAUUAGAGAAAUGUUGGAGUGUAUGGAACUAUGCGACCCCCGAGCCAAGGAGAUACCGUAUUUUUCACUCCACAAGGCGCACCUGACCAUAAGGCGCACCUACUUUUUUGGGGGGGGGGGAUUCAAGAAAGAAAGAAAAUGCGGCUCUUGGAGGCUUUUGCGGGAGGUGGGGGGAGUGAGAGAGCCUCGCUCUGUCCCUUCCCCCACCUUCCGCAAAAGCCAUGGAUAGCUGUGUGAAGCCUCCCCAGGGCAGCAGGAUGAAGGCUCCCUGCUGCCCUGCGGAGGCUUCGCGGCUACCCCAGAGGUGCUCAGGAGCUUGUGGGGUUGGCGGGGGAAGCCCAGGUUCCCCCCCCCCAGCCCCAGGGACCACACAUUCGCUCCACAAGACGCACAGACAUUUCCCCUUAGAUUUUAAGAGGAAAAAAGUGUGUCUUAUGGAGCGAAAAAUACGGUAAGUAAAUCUACAACCUUUAGAAGACAUCUGAAGGCAGCCAUAGAGCUGUUUUAUGAGGUGAAAGUGUGAAAUAUGGUAAUAAGCAGCGAGGUUUCCCCUCCCCCAGGGUACUCACCACUAUACAGUAUUGCCACCAUUUUUAUUUGUUUGUUUAUUUGCUGUCCACAGCAGCCAUCUUGUGCUGGCACCCACGGCACUUGUACCAAGAUAUGAAUACCUUUUUCUUUCCUUUCCCCCCUUUUCCCCCAACCAAAAACCCAACUAGAAAUGAGGGAAAAUAAAGAGAGUGCCUCUGAGCAUAUGGAGAACAGGUGUUCAUCCCCGCAGGCCUGGCGCAGCAAUAAAACUGCCAGCACAUUUGCCAAGCUAAGCAGGGUCUGUUAUGGUUUCAAACUGGAUGGGGAACUAUAUGUUGAGAUUCCUGAAUUACAGGGGGUUUGACUAGAUGACCCCACGGUAACUUCCAACUCUAUGAUUUUUAUGAACUGAAAUCGGCAGGCGCAGGUUAUAUAGACAGAGCAAGCUUUUUAAAUGUUUAAUAUUUUGUUUUAUAUGUUGGAAGCCACCCAGAAUGGCUGGGGCAACCCAGUCAGAUGGAUGGGGUGUAAAUAAUAAAAUUAUUAUUAUAAUGGAAUAGGAAGUCCCUAUUUUCAUCAGAGAAAUAUUGGCGGGCAUGAGGUGUUCUGACCAUGAAAGGAGGGGAGCGAGUUAUCUUCUUCUUUGCCUCAGGCAACGGGAAUGGUUGCCUUAAAUCCCUUGCUUGUACACUUUUGAAGGCAUCUGACUGUUUGGAAACAGAAUUCUUGACAUCCUAGAUAGUCUUGGUCUGAUUCAGCAGUAGAUGAACCCUGAACUGUUUUUCUUUUUUAAAAGAAGUAUCUCUAUUUAGCCAGCAGUCAAAGAAAUAACACAUUCAUGAUUUAACUUUUUAAAAGUGUACAUAUUUAUUUCUUCAUGCCCCGCUUUUCUCAGAGACAUAAACAAUGCAAAUAAUGGAUUCCACAUGGAAACUUUCAAACUGUGUGUGUUCCUGUUUGCUAAGGCUGCUGGGAGUUGUUUGGAGACCCCUCACGGCACCACAAUUCUCAGCACCCUUAAGAAACCACAGUUCCUACGAUUCUUUGUGGAAAGCCAGUGUAAAAGAGGGCUUUCAAUGUAUGGUGUGACCAGCAUAAAUAAAUCAAUCCACAUGGCAACACUCCUCUGGGCCCCAUUGCACUGACUGGGUACAUCUUUUGUUGUCCAUAGGGAUGCCACCAGCUACUAUGGGCUUAGCCACACCGUCAUUUGUUCCACCGCUUUGCUCUGGGAAUACCUCCUCUUUAGUGCUGAAUCGGAACAAACAGCAAUCGGGUUUCUUGCGGGUUGCCGUUUGUUCCAAUUUAGCACUAAAGAGUGCAUUUCCCUUGGGAAAGUGGUGGGGGAUGGCAGAACCACUCAGACCCAUGCCUAGAAAGCGCAGAAACCUUGCUUAGACCUGUGCGUGGUCAAACCCAGAGGGUCUAGUAAACCAUGAUGAGAGUGGGAUUAGGGCAAUUAAACUGAAGGAGAAGGCAUUUAUAUGUCGAAUUCUUCAGCUGGAUAGUAGUUCCAGCAAUGAAGAAAGGAGAAGUGUCAUUAACACAGGACCAUAACAGUUGGCAAUGACUCCAUUGAGAGAGCGGGGCUGGCACUUAAUAAUCUUGUACCACACUAUGUUAUGUAUUGAUGAGUGAAUUAGUUCACAAAUAUGGACUAUUUGGUUCUGUUUAAGCCUUUUAAGCUUUGUGUGCAGCUCUCAAUUGCCAGUUGGUGACUUUCCUCCUUCUCAAUGAUGCAUUAUAAUUUCUUGAAAGCGGGUAUAUUUCUCCUUAUUCUUUCUUUUCCAUGUUUAUGCCUCAGGUUUCUAGAGACGACUCAUCAUGUGUGGUCUUGCCUUGGGGUUUCCUCCGUAUCAGUUUUGUCCUCGACCCAAAUCAUCAAAACUGAUUACAGUCUACAUCUUGGUGCUGAUUCUAUCAGUCAGUUUCACUUCCGGCCAAAGAAGCUACUUUAAACACCAGAUUGACAACCGAAGUGAGUAGCAACUUCUCUGCUUUUCAUAUUCUUACUCUUUUGCUUUUACUUAAAAAAAAUAAAUCCAGAAAAUCAAAUUUCAAAGGUCGUGUUAAAGGGUAAAGGGACCCCUGACCAUUAGGUCCAGUCGUGACUGACUCUGGGGUUGCAGCGCUCAUCUCGCUUUAUUGGCCGAGGGAGCCGGCGUACAGAUUCCGGGUCAUGUGGCCAGCAUGACUAAGCUGCUUCUGGAGAACCAGAGCAGUGCACGGAAAUGCCGUUUACCUUCCCGCCAGAGCGGUACCUAUUUAUCUACUUGCACUUUGACGUGCUUUCGAACUGCUAGGUUGGCAAGAGCAGGGACCGAGCAACGGGAGCUCACCCCGUCACGGGGAUUCGAACUGCCGACCUUCUGAUCAGCAAGUCCUAGGCUCUGUGGUUUAACCCACAGCGCCACCCACGUCCUUUUAAAGGUCAUGUUAGGUCUGUGUGAAAUGUCAGAAUGAUGCUAGCAGGACUAAAUUAGGAGUGUAGGAAGAGGAAGUUUUUAACUUCCUGUCUUGCAUUUUGCCCAACUAUAAUUCCACCUCCAGGGUACUUACCGUAAGCUGUUAAAAGGGUUUGAGCCAGGUCAACAGCUCCUUCUCAUUUUUCAUCCCAUCUUCCCUCAGCCAAUGCUCUCAGCAGUCUGUGGCUCAACUGCUCUCAAGAUUCCUUACGUUUUCGAAGCUCACAGAGCCAUUUUGAGGAGUUUUAAAAUAGCCAAACAAAUUUACCUUUGGAUAGCCCAGUUUUGCUACUAAUGAAAAGUUGGUUAUUAUAGAAGGAAAUGAUAACAAGGAACUGAAUGAGUGAAACAUAAACUCUGGAACCAUGAAAUAAGCCUACCUUAAGCCAGUUUGGAUUGUUGUUAUUUUGUUCUCAAUGAACAGUCUGUGGGGAGCAGGGAGUCUUCUGGCAAUUAAGGUGAAGAUCAUGAGGGACAAAACUAACUUCUGCAGAGCAUAAAGACUCAUUCCAUUAAAUGUUAUGGAAAUUUGCGGUUGAGAUGCAUGAGAAAUUCCAUCUUUGCAAGUUUCUGUACCAGAUGUCCUGAACUGCCUUUUUCAGACUAAUAUCUGCAUUGGGACUUAGAUGUUGCAACUCUCCAAAUAUUGUGAUAUAGUUCUUGGGAGUUUAAAUAAGUAUUUGAGUAAGUUUUUUUGGGGGGGGGUAAACAUUGCAAAUUAGUGUGGACAUGUAAUUGACUUACGAGUAAAGUCUGUGUGAGAGAGAUGGACAUAAAAUAGAUAGAUUCAUCUGUCCCUAAUCCUAGGUAUUUUACAGAGAAAGUAAAAAGCAAGCUGCUAUAGAUUCUUCUGUACUGGCCCCCAAAAUGCAAAGCCCUUAAAUAACAAAACAAACAAGAAAAUACAGGAGCCCUAAAAUACCCAGACCUAUAUGUAUUUCAUCUUCAAGGAAUGCUGAGUGCUGUGACUUGUAGUUGCGCUGCAAAUUGGGCAAAUUCCUCUCUCAUUUUGUACCAUUUUCUCUGUAUUUGCUUUGCAAUUUGUGCAUCGCUUAUUCUGGUCUUGCAAGUCAUAGGGAGGGGCAAUGCCCUAUGGAAGACAGUGGGACUCUUCACCUCCUUCUCUGCCCCACCAAAGAUCUGUUUCAGCCACUACUACUAAUAUACACACCUCAAGGGCACUGCAAGUAGGCUAGGCAAGGGAACUGUGUUGAAUCAGGUGAGAGAGUGGUCUUGUCCGGGCUGUAAGUUGUUUAGCCUCACCACAAUGCAUCUAUCAACAACAGGAUUGUGGAACCACUCUGGCUGAAUUCCAGAUCCUGAAUCCAAUUAGGCCAGUGUGGGUUGCUUUAGGAUUGGGCUGGAGUGAGUUGAGGCAGCCCCAAGUCACAUUGAGUUCACUUGGAGUAAUCUGGGGCUGUCAAAGUGGGUGGAGGCUGGGUGGCACAGGGAGGAGACACAGGCAGGGCUUAAUUAAAUUAAUUAAUCAAUGUGCAACACCUUGAUUCAGUUUGGGGCCAGCUGCAGAUCAUCCCGGGUUGUGCUGGAGCCAUUCCAAAGUGCCACAUGGUGGUGAUGUGCAGUCUUGAUUUCCAUUUCAAGUUGCAUAGUGAAUAUAUCACCUGUCCUUUGACUCUUGUUGAUACUAUCCCUUUUAUGAUAUGCAUUAUUGGUAAAAAAUAUUGAAGGCAUGUUCUUCCCUUGGGUUUGUUUUAUAUACCGUCUGUCAAUAGCGACAAACCUUUGAGUGUUUUCCAAGAGACCAGGGGAUUUACAUUGCUAAGCCAAGCAUUGCUAACCGAUAAAUGGGUUGAUAGGUCUAUGUUCAUCAACUGCUUUGAAUUCCAGGUCCUGAGAUUGAUCCAUUUUGGUAUGUGGGGCGUGGAGUUCGACCCAUUGGCCGGUUUGGGAAAAGGCAGCUGAAGUUCGGUCGGAAUAAUCUGCGGUCUAGAAGCAGAAACCUGGAACUUAUCUUGACUGCUUUACAAAAACAAGCAGCACUAGAAGCAGAUGAUGAUGGCUGGUGACUUUCUUUCUGCUCAUUAUACUUAACAGAAACAAACUUUCUUUUCUUUUUUUCACUUUAAGUGCCAUCUCCUUUCUACACACCCAUGCUCAUUUGCCUGGUCUCGAUUUGCUGCCCUGUACUUAUUUCGUGUGCAAAUGGCAUGUACUUAAGAUUCAAAAUCUUGAAUCCAAUUCACGUCCAAUUCGUGUAGUGAGCACAAAUUCAGUCCCAUCUUCCACCCCAUUACCUUAGUCAGGAGACCAACAGUCUCAGAGCUGACCAUGAGAGCUGUUUAUGAUGGUCCAUACAGCAUGUGCCAUAAUACACACAUUACCAGAAACUGGAUGCAAGGGGACUUUACUCCAUGGGGUACCCAUUUGUAUGCACAGGAAGCAGUGGUCACUCUUGCUUAACUGGGAUAAUUUUACUAUUACACUGGGCAAAAGAUGCCUGCAUUGCAGGGCGCUGGACCCUCGCGGUCACUUCCAACUCUACAAUUCUAUGAUAGUUCGACCAAAAAGAUAUGCACUUGAAAUAAGUUGUGUAAAAAGUUAUCGGUUGCAUCCUCUCCUGCAAUAUUUCACAGUGUGUUAUAAUGAAUGAAAACAACAUUGAUAAAAGCAUUAUGUAACGGUCACUAUUAAAAAGAAAGAAAGAUGUGAAA